UUCUGUUUCAACGGGGACAUUUAUUUAAUCCCUACUGCACUUCAUGUCCUGUUUACUUUCUUUUUUUUUGUGACUCAUUAAAUCAGAGGUGAGGUUUGUUGUUUAAAAGAGGCGGCAGGUGGACACCGCUAUAAACUAAGCUGUAAGAUCUCGAAGUGUCUCUUAACGGAUUCUUUACGUUGCUUCACAACAGAUGGGAUGUUUGUAAUGACAAGACGUUCAAGUGAGGGCUUGCUUUGAACGUGAAGGCAGGAAAUAACGCACGCAGCCCCGCUCAAUGGCACAAUGUGCGCAAUAGGGAAGUGAACCUCGGCUGCUUUUCUGCACUGCUGAAAGUUCUCUACCCUGUUCUCGAAGUCAACUUUCUCUACGUCAGAAAUAAAGAAAGAAGAAAACCCACUUUUUACAGAAGGAAACGACGUCGGAUCUUAAAGCGAGUUCUUGAUGCAGAAGUACUAGAAAAGGAGGAUGGUCGGCGUGUAGGAGAUUUUUUGAGAAGGGAGAGAAGGAAAAGGCGACGACGAAAACUGUUUCUACACGUAAGCUUUAUAAAAGAACUGCCUAAUUAUGGCUCAGUGGUUGGAGAUGAGUUACGUCCUGACUAACAUGGACGAUGAGCGAAUCAACUCGCUCUAUCCGCCAGACACCUUCCCGAUUGAAAUCAGGCAUUAUCUUUGCCAAUGGAUGGAAGAAAAAGAUUGGGAAGGCUUCAGCCCAGACCAGCCGGACAAAGAGCCGCUCGCGCAGGCUUUACUGAACGACGCUGUCCUCCUUUUAGAAUCGGUUGCUGAGCAGCAGAAUAUAGUGGAGAGGAUGAAGCUGUUGCAGAUAACAAAGAUUUUGAUGACUCGGCCAGCUAUGGAGUUUGCUGUGAAGAUAAGAAACAUUCUCAGGCAGGAGAAGAUGAUACUCUGUGAGAGGGUCGGUCAAAAAGGGACAGAAUUAAGGACUCCUAACUUUGAGGAUUUGAGUUUCAUGAAGAAUACAGUGCUUCAGCUCCAGGACCGCAGAAAAAAAAUUCACAGCUGUAAAGAGGACAUCAACUGGGAGAUGGUAAACUACGAAGCUAUGCAAGCCAUUCAUGCAAAGACUCCAUCAGAACAUUCACUCAGAGAACUACAGAAGAUCUCGAAGAAAAUCCAGCAGCUCAAGAUAACUCAAAGCAGUCAAAUCCGGGAAUGUUUGGGGAUGUUCACAGAGACUCUGACCAAGCUGAAACAGUGUCAGGAUAAUUUCAUCAUAAAGAUGAAUGUAUGGCGGUGGGAGCAGCACAAAUCCGUUAUAGGAUAUCCUUUCAAUGAUGACCUGACCCUUCUGCAGAACUGGUCCGAACAGCUGUUUGCGGUGAACAACAACCUUAGACAGGAGUGGCUGCUGAUCCCGGAUCUUCCAAAGGAAAUCGGAGAAAAACUGACAGUUCUUCUUCAGGAACUGAUUCAAAGCUCUUUCGUUGUGGAAAAACAACCCCCUCAGGUCAUUAAAACUCAGUCAAAGUUCUCAGCAGUUGUGAGAUAUCUGCUGGGGGAAUCAUUGGUGUCUGGGCAGCCUGUGACGAUGAAGGCACAAAUUAUUAAUGAACUCCAAGCCAGAAACGUGAACCUUGCAUUGUGUGACAAUGUCGGAGAACUCAUAAACCACACAGCAAUCCUGGAUAGAAACACAGCCACAAAGACCACAAACGCCAACUUCAGACACAUGUCCAUUAAAAAAAUAAAGCGAGCGGACCGAAAGGGAGCUGAAUCUGUGACAGAGGAGAAGUUUGCGCUGAUGUUUCUUGCAGAAAUUUUCAUCACAGGUCAUGAGACUCCUUUCAAGAUACAUAUAAACUCUCAGCCUGUGGUCGUCAUUGUUCACGGCAGUCAGGACAUCAACGCAGUGGCCACCAUCAUCUGGGAUUGUGCGUUUGCUGAACCAGACCGAGUGCCCUUUGUCGUCCCGGACCGUGUGACUUGGAAGAUGAUGGUUGAAACGCUGAAUGUUAAAUUUUGCUCAGAGGUCGGGACAAAUCACAACCUGAACCCCUACAACAAGCACUUCUUAGCUCAGAAGAUCUUUGACCAGCCUGAAUAUGCGAGUGACUUAAGUGAUUCUGUGGUUACUUGGUGCCAGUUUAAUAAAGAGGUCCUCGCGGGUCGAAAUUUCACUUUCUGGCAGUGGUUUGAGGGAGCAAUGGAUCUAACCAAGAAACAUCUGAAGCCCUACUGGAGUGAUGGGCUGAUUUUUGGUUUCAUUGGGAAGCAACAUGUCCACCUGAUUCUCAAAGAGUCUCCCAGCGGGACUUUCCUCCUUCGCUUCAGUGACUCAGAAAUCGGAGGCAUCACCAUCGCUUAUGUAGCUCAUGAGAAUGGGAUACCGAUGAUUCAGAACAUUCAGCCUUUCACUAGGAAAGAUCUUGAGAUACGCUGCCUCGGUGACCGGAUUGGAGACAUUAAUGAAAUCUUGUACCUCUAUCCAAAUGUGCCCAAAAACGAUGCUUUCAAAAAGUUCUACACAGAGCAACAGCCCACCAAUUCGGGCUACAUUCCCGUAAGUCUGCAGACCAUCGUUGGCACGGUACCAGAGCUUGAUGGAAGUCAUGUCAGUGGAGAUGCAUUACCAGACUUGAAUGGCCUCUCCAUGGACGCACACUGUGAGACCGGUCACGCAGAUGGCAUGGAUUACGACUUUUAUUUCAAUGAAUUUGCUAAGAGCUCUACUUGAUAUUAGAGACCAAAGCAGAUGCAAAGUCAAGACUCAAGACUAACUCAUCUUUUAUGACUCAAGUGAUUGUGCUGUUUUCUUCAUCGGGAUCUACAGUUUGAUUUGAUUGUAAAUAGAAACUUUUUAGGGCUAGAAUUAGCCUUUUCAGGGCCUUUUAGGCCAUUUUAAAAUGGCCACACUUCUCAAUUGAAUAUGGCUGCUGCCAUAUUCAAUGCUAAGAAGACAUAAGAAGACAAUGAGAAGACAUAACUAUGAGUUCAGUAUCGGCGCAACAUCCGUUUAAAGUGUCCAACAGCAGGAUUUUUAGCCCUACAGAACAGAACAGAACUAUGUCGAGGGCUAGAGAUUUCCUAAAUGUUGAGGUGUAAGCGAAUUUAAGCUUUUUAGUCCAAAAAAUAGAAAUUUUAAUAACAUGCAUUCUUGUCACAAAUAUUAUUCAAGAAAUCAACUUAAAAGUGAUAGACAAAGGGCGUGCUGUGGUGGCGUAGGGGAUAGCGCGACCCACAUUUGGAGGCCUAGAGUCCUCGACGCGGCCGACAUUUGCCGCAUGUCGUCCCCCCUCUCCCUCCCCUUUUCCUGUCAGCCUACUGUCAUAUAAGGGACACUAGAGCCCACAAAAGACCCCCUGGAGGGGGGUGGGGGGAAUGAUAGACAAAAGGCUUUUUAAAAAAAUUUUCUGGACUGCAUUUCUGUGUAGCUCAAGAUUUAAGUUCUAAGGCUUUAACCCUGUGCAAAUAUCAUGGCUUGCUAAUUGGUUGCUGCUUUUGAAGACAAGAUUAGCAUCUGAGCUCUGCUGGAUUUUCACAUAGUCAACAGAGCAUUUGGCAACCUGUGAUUCACAAACUUGACACCUCAACUGGAUUACUAUUAUGUGCUAGCGCUCAUUUUUGACUGCAUUAGAUCAUCUUUGGAUCAAAAUUCAAAACACUUUUGUAGGCAUUUAUAUUAAAUCUCCUCCACAUCUAGAUUAUUUUAUGUAAAGUGGAGGGAUUUAUUUCAAUUUGUUUGAGACUUCUUUAAAUUCCUCACCAGAUCCAUCAGCUGCCACAGCCGUCUUUACGAUGAACACUGUGUUAACACCACAAUUGGCUAACCAUUAUUACCCUCUGCUGCAGUUAAAAUUAGCAUCUUAUACGAAAAGGCCAUUUCACUGUUUCAACGCUGUGCAACAUUUGAUUUAUAUUUUUAUUCUAAAAUACUUUAUUUACUAAUCUUGAACUAGAUUAUUCUACACUUGGCAUAGAUUGUUUUAAAACAGUAUUAGUGAAUCUUGUCUAAUCUCGGUCUUGUGAAGACAUUGGCUGUAUCUUCCACUCCUGCUUUAAAAGUAACACCUCAAGAUAAGAACAUAAUUUGCUUAUGGCAACUAUUUUAAUGCCUAUCUUAAUUUUAACCGGUGUAUUAUGUGGGUAACAUGGAUUCCUUAAUUAGCACCCAAAAAUAUGUUGCUAGCUUAUGGACUCCCACUGACAGGUAAGAGGGAAAAGUAAGCCCUAUAUGUAAAGAAAAGGAAGUUGUAUGAUUAUUGAAUUCUAAAAAUGCUAAAAAAAAAUAAUAAUAAUUUGCUAAAAUCUUCAUGGAUGCUUUUUACUGGUGCUGUUGCUCUAGUUAUUUUUAUUUAAAUUCAACAUUAUGUGAGCCACCAUUUUCCUUUCCAGUAUUUAUCUCUGCCACAGCAGCACAACAUGACCAUUUCACAUUGAAUACUUUAAAUUGGAAUUAAAGGGGGGAUUAAACCCCUUUAUAUCCAGAAGGGAUUAAAGGGUACAUUUGUUAACUCCUCAUUAAUUUGCUUGUUUGGUUUGAUUUAGGCUAAAUAAGUGAGUUGUCAUCUACUUCAAUUUAUUGGGUGUUAUGUUUUGGUAGUCCUGCUAUUUUUUUUUUAGAUGUUGGGGGUGGUUUCAGUGACAGUGUAUGUUCUCAGUUGUAUAAACUGUCCUUACCUAAACACUUCAGUUACUCCGUGUUGAACAUUUAACCACACAAUAUUACACAAUAUUUAUGCUGAAUAGUCUGAUAGUUAGUGUUCUUUGUUGAACCUGGGUUCAGUCACAAAAGAAAACAAUAAUAAACAAUUUUUCCAUUACUGCGGACUGCAGCACUAUACCAUGGUGAUGGACGCUCAUAACAGAUGGCAGAUGCAGUAAAGUUGGCGGGCAAGACUUUAGUUAUAUCAAUGAGCUACAUUUUUUUAUACUGAUUUUAUAUAUGAAACUCUAGUUGACAGUAUUUUCAAAAAGCUUUAGCAAACACUGUUACAGUACAUUUGUACAGCUCACAUUAAAACCCAAUAGUAAACAUGAGAUAAAUCAUCAGUAUAUCAGAAAGACACAGAAACUACACCAACACGAGAGUUAGCAUGAUAGGCUAGUGAUAACAUUACAAAUGUUAAGAUUGGUUGUCCUUCUGUUGCUUGUAAAUACAUAACUGCAAAUUGGACUGGUUCUCUUUUAUUUUGUAUGAAAAGUUGUGUGAUUUAAAUACUUUAUUAGCUUAUAAGAUAGAAUGAAAUGUAGCAAAUGUUCCAACCACAAAUAAAGGGAUAGUGCGCAAUUUUUAAAAAAUUCUGUUGACACUGUACAGCAUGUUGCUAUUGUCUUACCCACAGUUGAUAACUAGUAAUCUGUCAGCAAACCCAUUUUGCAAACAUACAGAUUUGUUUUUCCCCAAGACUGACGUUAACUGUUUGUACGAGAGCUCUGCCUUCUCAAAACGACUCAUAUUUUGAAAAUGCAAGAUGCUCAUGGUUUAUUAACAUGUUCACAUUAGAUGAUUAUUUUUAAUCAUUUUAAUCAUUUAAUGCCAAGAUUUUGGAACAAUCUUACAAAUGUAGCAUUGUGAGAAAAUGUGGUUAUGUGACUGAUAAUAUUAUUACCACUUGUACUGUCUCUGGGUAUAACAUGGGUUGCAAAUUAGUGAAAAGGUGAAAUAACGUAAUACAGAAACAUUCAAACCACAGCAAAAUAUUGACUGUGAAGUAUGUCUGUCUAAAGAAACCAUGUGUUGAUGAAGUAAGGCGGCAUUAAAGAUAACGAUCGUGUUAAUUUGAAUUGUUACAAUUGCAAAAUUUGAAUUGCUGUACCUAUACAUCGCUGUUGUACUUUUUUGACUGUAACAGAUUGUUGCUCUGGCUGGAAACCUUUUGCUCAUUUACUGCAAAAAUGGUAUUUUAAUAAUUUUAACAUGGCAUAAACCCCUUUCUUAGACUCCAGUCAGAGUGUCUGGUAGCUUCAGCCUUCUGGAAAAACAAAUCUGCUUAUUAAGAAAUAUAUUAGCUACCUGUAACUGCUUUGAAGAGUACUGAAAAUCCUCUUUUAAAAACAUAUUGUAAAAAAAAUAUAUAUAAUUUUUUUAUAGUUACUCUUUAUCUAAUUUAAACCUUAUGCAAAUCAAUUCUGUGUAAGCUGAAUAAAUUCAGUUUUCAAUAUUACUUCCACUUUAAGCCAUUUCUUUUACAUAUGUCCAUGUAUGCCAAUAUCUUUAAUGUUCCUUGUCACAUGCAUUUUUCAUGUUUUACACAUCAAGCAGGUUUUUGCUAUAAGUCCUUGAUUGUUGUGAUGUUUAAGAUUUCAACUGCCAUACAAUUACAACUGCCAAAAUAAUUGGGUGAAUUUAUUUACAAAUGCAUUCAUCUACACAUGUUUCAAAAACACUGCAGUUUCCUUACUAGAAGCAGCAGCACAUAGAUGAGUCACAGAAAUGACCUCUGGGUUUUGUUCUUGUAAAUAGAGCUGGGACCAGAAACGUUAAUCGAUCUUAUUCUUCCAUAUGUCUAAGAUUUUCCAUAUGCAAAUGUUUUGUCUUGUUAUUGAUUGUAUACACUCCAAAUAAACUCGAAAAGAACACAAACAAAAACAGAAA
Gambusia affinis (western mosquitofish) is the source of this 6561-nucleotide messenger RNA. RefSeq names its product signal transducer and activator of transcription 6, interleukin-4 induced (gene stat6). Lineage: Eukaryota; Metazoa; Chordata; Actinopteri; Cyprinodontiformes; Poeciliidae. The coding region runs from base 568 to 2700 and encodes 710 amino acids. Gene Ontology annotation, biological process: cell surface receptor signaling pathway via JAK-STAT; regulation of transcription by RNA polymerase II; response to peptide hormone. The transcript has 21 exons. The record is from RefSeq and is a predicted model, not a curated record. Gene Ontology annotation, molecular function: RNA polymerase II cis-regulatory region sequence-specific DNA binding; DNA-binding transcription factor activity, RNA polymerase II-specific.